AGUUCACUCUCAAAGCUCGGCUCGCGAGGUUGUUUAUAGCGCCGCGACUGCGGGAUUGCCAAUAAGGAUUCCUUUCCGGGUAGUUAAAGCCUGGCUGGCUUGCUCACUAAAGGCACGCCACAACGGCCUGUGUGUGUGCGUGUGUAUCUGUGUGUUGCGGUCCUUUUUCCCGGCAGGCAGUGCCUUGUAAACAAAAAUAACUCUGCUGCCGCGGCGAGGUUGCCAGCGAGGGUGGUUACAACCCCCAAAUCUGAAACAUCCGACGACAAAAGCAACUACAAAGCUCCGCGCAGGAUAAUUGGCAAGGGCACUCCUGGCUGCCAACUUUUUCGGGGUUGCAGACAGUCGGCAAACAAGCUGCGAAUGCGACUUUAAACGUCCAUAAACAUUCAGCCACAAAACGAAAUAACGAAAUAAAAAACAACGAUUGUUCGGUUUAACUGGGCAUCGAAGUACCUCGCAUCUGGUAUCUGCAAGUGAAACUGCUACUGCAUCUGUAUCUGUAUCUAUUUGUGAGCGGCGAAAAUGAGCGAAUCCAGUGGCUAUCAGAAAAUGCCGCCCGGCUGGGACUGCAAAUACGAUCAAGCAACUGGAAAUUGCUAUUACAUAAACUAUCUGACGAAGGCCAUGCAGCUGGAGGAUCCGCGCGGCCGCAGUUACAGGCAGUUGCAGAACGAGCGCUGUUCCACGGAGUCGAUAGCCUUGCAGCAGUUGGUCAGUCAGCCGCAGACGUCGCACAACAGCUCGCCGUACCACGUCCAUCCCAGCAAUAACUUGACUGCCAUUCGGGCGUUCCAGGAGCGCCAGCAGCCCACGCUGCACAACGUCUCGACCAGUCCACUGCUGUCAACCUCCUCCGGCGGACACUUGGAAAUGUCCUCACCUCUGCCCUUUCAACGAGCUCGCGUGGGACCGAAUCUCUCGCGGCGCUCCACCAUUCAGGAGACCUCGUUUACCACGCAGGCGGAAACGGAUGCAGUGGUGACCAAGAUCCAGAACAUGUUCCCCACCGCAGGCGAGAACCAUAUACGCCUCCUGCUCAAGCGCUACUACAAUAGCGAGGCGGUUGUCAUCAGUGCUCUGCAGGUGGAGAAGCACCCGGUGACCAUGCCCGGUCCCUUCGUGACGCCCCCUUCGCAGCGGCACCUCUUCCACAGCAGCUCCGCCUUCUACAUGACCCCACCGGCACGUCGGCCGGACACGGUAGCUAGUCGGCGCACGUCGCGCACGGCCAGUCCCCUGCCCGGUGGACGCUUCGGUAGUCUCGUGAGCGUGCAGAGCGGUCCUGGCGGUCCAGGCGGCCACCAGGUGGUCCUGCCACCCAGCUCGGCUGUUCCUGCAGCUCUGCACGGAUCGCCCCUGUGGCGCAGUUCGCCUAGGCCGCACUCAUCGCCCAAGAUGAAGCUGAGAUACAUGAAGAACAUAUUUCCCAAGGCGGACGAAGAGCUGCUCCUCGAUAUCCUGGCCAAUGCGGACAACAAUGUCCAGUUUGCAUCGCAGAAGCUGAUUUCUUUGGGUUACACAAAGCGCGACAUGCAACAGCCACACAGACCCAACAAUCGGCCGCCGGAUUUAAAUACAGAUCACGAGGCUGGAGGGGAUCAGGGUGGUGUACAUAUACCACUGAGACCUAAGGAAUACACAGAAGAGGAGAAGACCAAAAUGCAAACUUUGCUCAAGGAGAAGUACCCACAGAUUGCCGAGCGCAUUAUCCUAAUGGCUUUGGAAUCCGUAAACUAUGCAGAGGAUAGGGCUUCUCAAAUCCUACAAAUUGUGCAGGACGAGGACGAGCAGCGGGCGCAAAAGCAGGCUCCCACGAAUCCCAAGCACCUGGAUCUUAAGAAAACCACAGGAACCGAUCAGGUUGAUGCUGCCAACCAGAAAGACAGCCUGCCCGCCGUGGUGGAGCCCACCACCUCAUGCAAGCCGAAGCCACCGCACAAGCGCCACAUUCUACCAUCGAUCAAUGUCACCACACCAUCGACGUUCACCACCCAGAUCAUUUUGGCCCAGGCCACGCCCACGCCAACGCCCACAGCAGAGGAUACGAAGCUGGAGACCCAUCUGUCAUCCAUCUCCAGUGCUUCCUCAUCGCAUUCAUAUGCCUCACCCGCACAAUCACCCCGCAUCCGUCCGCAAAGCUACGAACGCCUGACCACCAAGAGCAUCUUGGCCAAGAGCGGCUAUAACCAUUUUGGCCACCAGAGCGAUACCAAUAACUACAGCAUCGACGGCUACCUGCAUGGCUCCUCAAAUGCUAGCUCCUACUCCUCCUACUCCGCAUCAAUGACGUCCUCAUCGCUGGUCUCGUCGGCCCAGUCCAACUCCUCAUCCAUCGCGAGGAGGCCAGCAUUCGAAAGUCGUGCUCGCACCAAAACCGAUUCACUGAAGCAUCGCCAGCACUCCUUUGGAAAUUCACAUAAUUCGGAAUCAGCGGAAUUUCAAUCUAUUAUCGAACGAAUGGCCAGUUUGGGACCCAAUUCCCAGCUAAGCAAGGGUGCAGAUGAAAAUCUUUUGCUAGCCGAUUAUGUCACCUGGAACGGACCCAAUACGAAGCUACUUCAGAAGCAGGUGACUCAUGGACCAGAUGCUAGUCUUCUCACAGAUCGCACCUACAAGCCAAGAGGUGGGAACUCGGAGCUCUGCAAAGGACCCCAGUCCGGAUUGGCCAAGGGCAGUAUCUACGCUCAAGGCAGCAACAAGAGCCCCAACAUCAAAUGCAACUAGGCGGGAGUACGUCUUCUUGAAUCUCCCCAAAAAUGCCAAAGAAGUGAAGAUGCAUCUUAGUAACUAGCCAAGCACCACCCUCCACAAUUAGACUUACCAUUCAUAUGUGUCGUAUAGUGUUUAUUGAUCUUAUCCCAAAAUGGCUACCAAAUUCCACACGAGUACGUAGACUCAACAACAAUAUAAAAACCAUGUCACAUUCCAUCCAAGCUCCAAUUGUUUUUUAGUAACUCGUAAAUAAACAGACUUUAAAACUAA
This is a messenger RNA of Drosophila erecta, 2985 nucleotides long. RefSeq lists its product as uncharacterized. Gene Ontology annotation, biological process: regulation of DNA-templated transcription; cell migration; negative regulation of organ growth. Gene Ontology annotation, cellular component: cytoplasm. NCBI's taxonomy places the organism in Eukaryota, Metazoa, Arthropoda, Insecta, Diptera, Drosophilidae. The transcript has 10 exons. The record is from RefSeq and is a predicted model, not a curated record. Gene Ontology annotation, molecular function: molecular adaptor activity; ubiquitin binding; kinase binding. Bases 526 to 2727 code for a protein of 733 amino acids.